AUGGCGCGCCCGUCCGGCCGGCUGCUGCUGGAGCUGGCGCUGAACGCCGCCGCCCUGCUCGCCGCCCUCGGCUGCGGGGCCUUUGGCGGCCAGUGCAUUCUGUACGGGUCAGUGCGCUACAACGGGACGCUGAGCCUCCUGAGUUCCAGCCCUCCCUCGCUCUGCUACUUCAUCUCCGCCAUCUCUGCGCUGACGGCCAUCUUCACCCUGGUCGCCCUGCUCCGCUGCAUCUACAGCAUGUGUUACGGUGACGGACACUUGACCCACCCCUGGAUCAAGACCUCCUUGGUGGUCUCAGCCACCCUCCUCUUCUUCCUUCUCGUCUCCGCCUGCGUUCUCCGCGUUGGCAUGGAUGUCUUCUGCGGCUCCAUUCGGAAGUCCAAAGCUGCAGCAAGCUGCCAAGAGGCUCAGCGCCGUUCCUGGGUCCCGUCUUAUCAGGCUGGAAAGUUCUACGACAACCUCUACGCUGCCCAGGCAACGGCUUGGGUGAACUUCCUGUUCUGGUUCUUGAUGUCCUUCCUGCUCUUCGUGGAAUGCAUCCGCAAAGCCCCCUACCAGCCCCUCCAGGAGGACAACCCCCAGGCUGACAAGACAGCACCCACCCCUGAUGACCAGUCUCCUUGAGGACGAAGGAAGGAGGCACCACGAUGGGUCCUCCCGUUCGGACAGUCUGCCACCUCCUACCCAGGUAGCAGAGGGCCCCGACUUCCAUGCUUUGACAAGAGCCUGGACUAUUGAAAGUCUCUCUCUUGGGUUACCCAGAAUGACGUCUGGAAAGGUCACAACUGGAGCACCUCUGGAAUUUGCUACAGCUACAGCUUUCCUCAUUCCCAUUCCCAACCCAGUCACGUUCUCCUGAAGGUCACUACCGAAUAGAGGGUUCCCACAAACAAGUUCACAACACACGAGGGCUACACGGGAAGGACAAUCUUGCAAUUUAAGGUUUUGUAUGUCGAAUGAACUGAUUAAUGUGUUGCAGCAACAUGGCCCACUUUAUUGGCAAACACACAGCCAACUUGAUUUUGUGCCUUGAGACCACUAACACCACCAACUCUGCUUCUUUUGAUGUUGUCUACCUCCACACGGGAAGCAUCAACAUGGUGACGGUGUUGAAUUAGGUCGGGGGAUUCCUCCGCUAAAAUCUCCACUCUCCCAUCAUGCACAUUCACCAGUGAAAUGGAGGCGCUCCCUUCCAGCUAGGCUACCCCACCAGGAAAAAUCCCAUCAUCCUCGGCUUCUGGAGGAAUCCUGGGGUCAAACCCUGAAGGAAUGGUCCACAUUACCUCAUUGGGGGAAAGGGGGGGUCAAUUGGGGGGAAAAACUGGCUCUUUUCUCCCAUUUUGUCCAGAUCUGCAGCUUUUCACGCUGAUGGAACCACUCUGAAGCAGACCAAUACACUCUUUUUCCUUAACUGUU
This is a messenger RNA of Protobothrops mucrosquamatus (brown spotted pit viper), 1416 nucleotides long. It is a transcript of the gene TMEM179B, whose product is annotated as transmembrane protein 179B. The coding region runs from base 1 to 624 and encodes 207 amino acids. The record is from RefSeq and is a predicted model, not a curated record. Lineage: Eukaryota; Metazoa; Chordata; Lepidosauria; Squamata; Viperidae. The transcript has 5 exons.